AUGCCGGCCCUUGAUAUCGAAAACCCCGGCGUCCCAGCCGUGAGCGAGUUUGAGAAUCUGCUCACAGAGCUCCUCGACGAGGCCUCAGCGGCAAAGCAAACAACCACCAUCGAGCCGGCGCUCGUGAAAUCCGACUUUGUCAACAUCCACGACCGAGUUGCCGCUUCGCUCGCCCGCUCCAAGGAUGCGGAAGCCGAAAGCAAUGCGCCUGCCGACUCGAUCAGGUCCCAGCAGUUCGCCCUGGUGGAAACAGCGGCUCGCGAUUUCUUCAGCAAGCUAAUCGCGACAACGUCAAUUGAUAGCCCGGAGUUUGUCAAGAUGUGGAACCUGCUGGAUAUCCUCUCGAUCCUGUCCGACGAUGGCCAAUGCGACCCUGCCCUGUUGUUCUGGCUGGUGGAAGAGCUUCUCGACAGCCAGACGGUCGCAGGAUGCCGCAUAAUAUUCGACUUUCUCGAGUCACGCCGAGAGCGUAUCACGGCCAAGCAUUUCAAGCAGAAGAAUCUCGUCAUCCUCCGAAGCUGCAAUGAGCUGCUGCGGAGGCUCUCGCGCGCAGAGGACACGGCUUUUUGCGGAAGAGUGUUCAUCUUCAUGUUCCAGAGCUUCCCGCUGGGGGACAGAAGCUCAGUCAAUCUCCGAGGAGAAUAUCACGUCGAGAACGUGACCAGCUAUGAAAGAUCAGAAGACGACAGCAAAAUGGAAAUUGACACCCAGACGGACACUCCAAAGGAGCAGGGCGACACCAAGGCUGCUACAAAGAACGGCGCCCAGGAUUCGAGCAAAGCCCUUGAUCCGGACACGCUCUACCCCAUGUUCUGGUCAUUGCAGGAGAGCUUCAGUCAGCCGCUGAAACUCUUUGACACCGGUCACUUUGCAAAGUUCAAGGGCAGCUUGGAAGCCACCAUCACAGCCUUCCAAGCCAUCCACGACGACAGCAUAUCUUCCUCAAAAUCGAUGGAAAACCUCAAGAGAACGUUGAAGAGAAAGAGAGACGACGACGGGACCGAGACGCUUCCAGAGGCGUUUAACCCCAAGUACCUCACCAGCAAAGACUUGUUCCAGCUCGAGAUUAGCGAUCUUUCCUUUCGAAGAAACGUUCUCGUGCAAGCUCUCAUCAUCACCGACUUCCUCUUGUCCCUGUCAAAGGAGGAACGGGAGAAGCGAACCAACAUUAACAUAUCCAACAAGUCGGUCAUCUACCCGGACCAGCUUAGCGAGGAAAACACAAAAUGGGCCACGGACAUGAAGAAGGUGAUAUCAGACUACCUCAAGCAGGGCAGCGACGGGCCAUACUUUUUUCGCAUGGUAGAAACAGUGCUGGCUAGGGACAAGAACUGGGUCUUUUGGAAGAUGGCCAGUUGUCCGCCCAUCAAGCGCGACCCGGUCUCGGCCGAGAGCUUCGUCGAGGCCAAGGAGGCCGCGCAGAAGAUGGCGACGAGCAAGCGCCUGCGGCCGAACCCGCUCAACGCCGUGCCGCUCGACUUUCUCGCCAACGGGGACGAGGGCGAGGCGAUGGAGCAGCUCAAGGCCCCGGAGCGCCAUCAACUGCCCGAGCUGGAGGUGUUCAAGGCCAAGAUUGCGGACGACGACUUUGAGAUUGACAUGCCGACGAAUCCUCAGACCAAGGCGGCGGCGGUGGCGGGCAAGGCGAGCAAGGCCUGGAGGGCGCUGCGCAUAGCGUCGCGGUUCAAGCUUGCGUCUUUCGACAAGAUUGACGACCCCAAGAAUAUCAACAUCAUUUUCGAGGACGAGCCCGAAGGGGACGAAGACGAAGCCGAUGCCGAGCCGACGGCAAGCGAAGAAGACAUGCCCAGCAAUCGCGACCCAAUCAUUCUAGUCUCCUCAGCAUCAGGCGUCCACCCGUCUGCGCUCAGGGAGAAGCUCAUGAGCGAACACAAGGGCGUCUUCGGCUCCGUCGUGCGCCACGCCGUGCGCGAUCCCGAGGGCGAUGCAGAAGUCAACGGCAAGACGUUCCAUUUUGUCAAAGCCCAGGAGUUUAAUCAGCUGCGCGACGGCGAUCGGCUGAUCGAGUACGGGACGCGCGAUGGCGUGGACUAUGGGACGAGCAGCAAGGCCGUUGAAGCUGUUGUGGAGGGGGGCAAAGUUCCCAUUAUCGAGCUUGACGUCGAGGCCGCCCAAUUCGCCAAAGACAUGGACUUUUCCGCACGCUACAUCCUCAUCAAAUCAUCCUCAUCAGAACCCGAUGAUAAAUCCAAAGAAAAAGAAAAAGAGCUCUUUGACACUGUCAUUGUCCACAACGAAGACGAUGAUGUCGACAAGACUGCGAAGCAAAUCGCAGAGUUUAUAUACGCCAAGGCGGAGGCGGAAGAGGAACCCAACGGCGACGACGACGCCAACAUGGCUGAUGCUCCCCCGGCUGUCGAUGGCGAGACUUGA
Messenger RNA from Trichoderma citrinoviride, 2394 nucleotides. RefSeq lists its product as hypothetical. Bases 1 to 2394 code for a protein of 797 amino acids. NCBI's taxonomy places the organism in Eukaryota, Fungi, Ascomycota, Sordariomycetes, Hypocreales, Hypocreaceae. Gene Ontology annotation, cellular component: THO complex part of transcription export complex. The transcript is spliced from 5 exons. Gene Ontology annotation, biological process: mRNA export from nucleus; regulation of DNA-templated transcription elongation. The record is from RefSeq and is a predicted model, not a curated record.